Molecule: messenger RNA, 1302 nt
Organism: Salvia splendens (bonfire salvia)
Lineage: Eukaryota; Viridiplantae; Streptophyta; Magnoliopsida; Lamiales; Lamiaceae
Product: protein FAR1-RELATED SEQUENCE 5-like
Exons: 5
Coding region: 1-1302 (433 amino acids)
Source: RefSeq, a predicted model, not a curated record
AUGGUUGAAUCAGAGCAUCAACAUUUUAUGGCACUUAAUCGAAAGUUGGAUGAUGUACAUCACAAAUUCAUUCUUGACUGUUCCAAGGCUAAUAUAGGCCUCGCACUUACCUUUAAGGUGUUGAAGGAAAUUCUCAGUGGGUUUGAACUUGUCGAUUGCACUGUCGGGGAUAUCAAGAACGCUUCUCGAGACAUCAAAGCAUACGCACAUGGGUUCGACGUGCAAAUGGUGUUGGAUGAUAUGGCUAAGAAGAAGGAAAUGCCCGAGUCAUUCACAUAUAACUACGAAGUUAAUGCUACUAACCAGUUGGUUGCUCUCUUUUGGUGCGACGGUUUGAUGAAGAGGAAUUACCAUAUGUUUGGUGAUAUUGUGGCGUUUGACUCCACGUACAACACAAACAGAUAUUGUAUGAUCUUCACACCUUUCACGGGAAAGGACAAUCAUGGAAGACCUGUAACCUUCACCGCCAGAUUGGUGUGCAACGAGAAAACAGGAGCAUUUGCUUGGUUGUUCAAACAUUUCGUUGAAUGCAUGAGUGUAGCACCCAAAAUGAUCACAACUGAUCAAGACUUGGGCAUGAGAUCAGCUAUUGAAGAGGACUACGUCCAUAUCCGAAUCGGAGAACAACUUGUACAAAAAAUUUUGAAGCCCCGAGCUAACAUUGCUGAAUUCUACUUGAAUUUCAACAAUGCCGUUGAAUUUCAACGAAACAGUAGAACAAAGUUGGACUACCACGAUGCAACUGCCCUGCCCAUAUUGGCCACUGCAUUGCCAUUCGAGAAACAUGCUUCGACGCUGUACACCGAUAGUAUGUUCAAGAAAAUACAAGAAGAAAUUGUUGAGGGUAAUGACAGAUGCUGCUUGCUUGGUUUUUCAUCUACAGAUAUGGUUGACACCUACAAUCUUGGGGAAAACAAUCACAAUUCAUAUUUUGUGAGGCACGAUAAGACUGAUGACUCAUACUCAUGCGAAUGCAAAGUUUUCGGUGGUGUGGAAGAACUUGGUAAUUCUCUUCAAGCUGGAACUCCUACAACGUCUGCCUCGGAAAAGAGGCGAAUGAUUAAAGAGUUUUAUGGAAUGGUAAGGCCUAAGGUAGUUCAGGUCCAUCCUCCGGAUGUUGUCAAGACCAAGGGCCACACUAGCAGCUCUGCGAGCCGUCUAAUUUCCAAAAGAGAAAAGGCUAUAAAGGAGGCUACUAGGCCUCUUAGACGAUGUAAGGCAUGCGAUGAGAUGGACCAUCACGACUCUAGAAAUUGUCCAAUGCUUAAAGAGAUGGCGAUGGAGAAAGAGAUAUACUUAUGA